This is a messenger RNA of Rhizophagus irregularis DAOM 181602=DAOM 197198, 483 nucleotides long. The record is from RefSeq and is a predicted model, not a curated record. Lineage: Eukaryota; Fungi; Glomeromycota; Glomeromycetes; Glomerales; Glomeraceae.
AUGUCUGAAGAUACCAAUACUGAUCGCUCAUCAACAUCAAUUGAUCAAAUAUUAGAAUUGACGAAUGAAAUUCAACCUGCAUUAAAAAUUGGAAUAAGAGAACUGCCUCACAAAGAAACCCUUGAAGAAACUGGAAAAGGCAGUUCCUGUUGGGAAUAUUUUGAUGAUAUGAAUGAAAUUUUUGGAAAUAGAGAAAAUGUACGACCUGAUUAUUUAUCCUCUAGUAUUAGUAGUGAGUCUGAUAUUAAUAGUGAUGUUAAAAUUAAGCCAUCUACAAGUCAACAAAAAAGAUUAGAGAUUGACAUACAAAAACUUGAAAUUGAAAGAAAUGAAAGGGAGGCUAAGUUGAAGAUAGAAGAAGAAAAAUUGAAAUGGGAAAAAGAAAAGUUUGAAAAGGAGCAAGAAUUCAAAUUCAAAUUAGAACUUGAGAGAAUAAAUAAGGAAUUUGAAUUAAAAAUCAAAGAAUAUAAUUUUAAAAAUUAG